UGAAGACACUAUCAUAACUGACGAAAUGACAGAUCAAAUAGAUGAAGAAGACUACGCCUAUUACUAUCUCCCUAAAGGAAUUAAGCCUUGGUCCAAAUUACACAGGUUCAGGCCAGAUGAAGAUACUAGAGUCCUUCAGAGAGGUACAAAGCAUUGGCAAAGGCUUAUUUUUAAUGAUAAUGAGGAGUAUUAUGAGACAGAAGAGAAUGCUUAUAAAGAUUUUAUGGACUACAUUAACGAAAACGAGAUAGUCUUCCCUGAUUAUGUUCAGAAAUAGAGAUAUAAUCAGAUUUUUGCAAGCCAAUGGGUAUAAACCUAAAACUGCAGUUAAAGACUUACAACAAAAUAUAGAAUGGAGAGUUGAGCAUUUACCUAUCAUUUUAACUGAUAUUCAGAAAGAACUGUUAGAUAAUGGAUAUUUGUACACUCAUGGACGAGAUAAGUUCUUUAGACCUUUAGUUGUUCACAACCCUAAGGUAUACAAAACAUUUAAACCGGAAGUAGAUGAAGCAUUAAAUGCAUGACAUUUCGUAAUGCACUAUAUUAAAGAGAGAAUGCUAAUCUCUGGGAUUAUUGAAAACUGGGUGCCUAUAAUUGAUCUUGAGAAUAUGAGUAUGAACGAUAUUCCAAAGAAAAGGAUUCUCUCUUUUAUUAAUGGGAGCAAGCUGGUAUAUAAAUGUAGGUCAACUAGAACUUUCAUAUUAAAUACUACUUAUGGGCUUCGUAUAUUGUAUAAAUUUAUUUCUCCUUUCUUAGAUGAAAGGGCUAAGAGCAAGAUCAAGCUUGUUAAGGGUGGAAGGGACGAAGAGCUCAUUAAUUUCUUUCAUCCUUCUCAGCUUGAGUCUAAGUUUGGAGGGGAGGCAGAAGAUGUCGAAUAUUACUGGCCUCCUUAUCAAGCAUCUAAGGAAUAUGGGGAAGAUCAGACAAUGUUUACUCUAGAUGGAGAGGAGAAUAGUGCAAUAGAUGAAGAAAGUGCCUCUGAUAAUGCAAACAACAGAAGCUCGCUUCAACAAUAUAAUUUGGAUCCUAUCUUUGAGCCAGGCCAGAAAAGAGGUAAAGCUCCUACACCAACAGGAAUUCAUACAAGAGAUAUCAAACUUGAGGAGAGUAAUAUUUCUCAAUUACAAGGUCAUUCCCAUGAUAAAAAUUUAAAAGCAGGGAGAAUUGCUAGAAAAAAGCCAACCCCAAAGAGUGUCCCUAAGGCUAAGAAUGGAUGAUGCACAAUAUUCUAAAAGUAAUGGCAAAAACAACUU
Messenger RNA from Moneuplotes crassus, 1253 nucleotides. The record is from the annotation of a GenBank genome assembly. Lineage: Eukaryota; Ciliophora; Spirotrichea; Euplotida; Euplotidae.